AUGCUCAGCAAAAUCAUUUACCUCCCCCUCGAAACUCUAGCCCACACACUAAUUCAACUCGUUGCCAUCAUCCUCUUCCUCGCUUUAAUCAUCGUAACCUAUCUCAUCUACACCAUUCGAUUCAUCUCUAAUCUCACGGGUCUAGCAUUCAUCCUCUAUUAUCUCUGGAACCGACUAACCACCAUCAUAAAAAUCAAAGCCACGAUAGUCUACAGAGAACAACGAGAACUCCGACGACAAAAUGCCGAAGCUAGAACCGAGAGACUCCGCGAAAGAAAUGAAGUGGGUGAGCGCGAAAAAGCACAAAUACGUGAUGCGAUGCGACGAGUCGCAUGGAAAAGAGGAGUAGGGAAGAUGGAUUAUGGGACUGAUUUAGCUGAAGAGGCUAAGAAGUUUAAGUCACGAGGCGAAUCUAAAUUGAAAUCAGGGGAGGCAGACAUGAAAAAUAUCGAAGAAUGGAUAGAAGAUGAAUUAUUCAUACAGAGCCCGCAGGAACUACAAGAAGAGCUUGAAAAAUUGGAAAAUCGAGCGGACUAUGGGGAAAAAGCGGGAUAUUUGGAUGAAGAGGAACAGACGAAAGCUAGAGAGGCGGCGAAGAUUUUGUUGAGAAACGGAGAGGUGGAGGCAUUUCCUAGGUUUGAGGACAUGGAUACUAGGAUGUGA
Messenger RNA from Sclerotinia sclerotiorum 1980 UF-70, 663 nucleotides. RefSeq lists its product with no specific name. The transcript has a single exon. Lineage: Eukaryota; Fungi; Ascomycota; Leotiomycetes; Helotiales; Sclerotiniaceae. Bases 1 to 663 code for a protein of 220 amino acids. The record is from RefSeq and is a predicted model, not a curated record.